UUUCUUCCUGUUUUCCGGGUAAUGAAGUGAAACUACAGCUGCUUCGAGACUAAGCUGUCCUGCUUUAUUUUGCAAGUUUAUCACCGGUUCUUUGUUGGAGGCUGUCAGGAUGUCAGUUGUUAAGAUGACUGAGGGGAGUGUGCAGGUGGAGAGCUGCAAGGCGCCACUGUUCUACAGACAAAGUGAACCGGCCACAGGGGAAGUGAGGAUGUCGGUUUUACUUCUUCACGGCAUCAGGUUCUCAUCAGAAAACUGGCUCAGCAUCGGCACUCUGGACACUCUGGCCAAAGCAGGCUGCCGUGCGGUCGCCAUCGACCUGCCAGGACUUGGCCGGUCUAAAUCAGCCGAGGCCCCGGCAGCAGUUGGAGAACUGGCCCCUGCAGGUUUCCUAAAAGAGGUGUGUGAACGGCUGAGCCUGAGCCCGGUGGUGGUGAUCAGCCCGUCCCUCAGUGGGAUGUACUCCCUCCCAUUCCUCCUCCAGCACCAGGCUCUGAUACGAGCCUACAUCCCUGUAGCUCCCAUCUGCACCGACAAAUUCACAGCAGAGCAAUACCAGAGUGUGAAGGAUAACUUCAACACAACCGUGAAUGUGAACUCCAUUUUCCAGCACCUUCUUCCCUGAGGAUUUUUAUUUUAUACAUGUGACCAUGAGAGGAGCAGAUAUCAUGUGACUUUAUACUUUCACAAACGCCACUGGCUUUCAUCCAGCUGCCAACUAUUUCAAAAUAAAAUGCUUUAGAUGGCAAACCAAGUUGAAGGUACAUUAUCCGUGAAGGAGAGGGGAAACAGUGACAAUGAUACCAAAGUGGGCUGUUUAUAGCAUGUAUAAAUACAUACAGAAAAACAGAUAAAAGGCAUGUGGUGAAAGGUAACUUGAAUCAACUGCAUUUAUUUGACAGCUAUUAGUUUCUUUGCAGGUUUUAGAUAUAUCUAAGUGGUUCAAAUUAGCUCCAUCUUGACAUAGUGCAACUUAAAACCUAAAUUCUGCUUACGCGUUAAGGCAUCAGUAAUUAUGAUGCAAUUAUAAAAUAGUAAAACACUCAUUGGCCAUUUUUAAUGGGAGCUUUUACUUUUUAUACACGUUACGUUUUUACAAGUGAAAGUAUUACUCAGCCAGUGAAAAUAGUCGCAUAAUGUCUUCUGUGGCUCUGGAGGAGCUUUCAAAAGGCUCAGAAAAUAACCCUGAUGACGACUUAGUGAUGCCAUCUUGGUUUGGUUUAUAACAGAAAGGCUGUGUCUUAAAUCACCCACUACUCACUAUAUAGUGGACUAUAUAGUGAGCUCGCCAUUUUGUAGUGCUGUCCAAAUGUAUAGUGAGAAUUUUACCCUAUAUAGUGGACUCAAAAUAUCCCAGAAUGCCUUUUUCAAAAGUAGUGUACAACUGAUGGUCACUAACCGAUCUGUAUGUACCAUCAUGUAUUACGCUGAUAGACAAAACAUUCCACCAACUGAUUGUCCGACAGCUAUGACGUAAUUAACGGCACAGACAUAAUGAUCGGAGUAGUGUCCGAAAGUGUUGUUUUCAUUUUGCGGGUGAGCUCACUAUAUAGUCCUCUACAUACAAUUCACUAGCUAGGGAGUAGAGAGUAGUGAAUGAGUGGUUAUUUUGGACACAGUCAAAGCCUUUCAUUACAAACUGUAGACAAAAAGAUGCUACUGAGUAGUAUUUUGGAAAUUGUAGGUUCCAACUUUUUUCGAAAUGUGAUGUCCAAACUCACCAGAAGGCUGAAGUGUUUAUAUCUCUUACAAAUGGCCACUCGAAGGUGGGGUGACAGGUGGGUCACCUGGGGGUGUGUGUAACUGGGUGCAAUAAUAGUUUAACUAUGGGGAUGAUAACGCACAAUUUCUUUUGACUGUUUUUGAACAUUCGACAAACACACUGGAUUCUGAUGAAGUAUGUUAAAAGUCAGGAUAAUUCGGCCUCAAUUGCUUCCUUUUGCUUCUCUGUUUAAUCUGUAUUUUGAAAGUCCUCCAACUUUAUGUAAAUGCCAAACUAAACCACUGGAGUACCUUUUUAAUGCAGGACUUUUACUUUGUAAUGGAGUAUAAUUAUAUUGGUGCAUUGUGACUUUUAUUUCAGUGACGACUUUUUCCAUAGCUAAUGUGAUGUGAAUAUUAUUAUUAUACCAUUAAGGCCUGCUAGACUAGUCUGUUCCUACCCUUUUAUUUAUUCUCAUUGACAUGAAGACACAUAAAUGAGUCACACUUAAGAAAAAUGAAAAGCUUGCUUUUUAUCUUUUUAUAAGACCUGUUUGAAUGUUUUUUUAAACUUGAGGUAAAAUACAGGACACCCACAAAAUCCCAUUAGCUACGGGUUUGAAUUUAAAAACAGAUUUUUUUUUUUUUAAAGCCAGAAAGGAUCUCUUUGUCUUCAUGUGAAGCUUUUGUGUCCC
Molecule: messenger RNA, 2393 nt
Organism: Micropterus dolomieu (smallmouth bass)
Lineage: Eukaryota; Metazoa; Chordata; Actinopteri; Centrarchiformes; Centrarchidae
Gene: abhd14b
Product: abhydrolase domain containing 14B
Exons: 4
Coding region: 110-622 (170 amino acids)
Cellular component (GO): cytoplasm
Source: RefSeq, a predicted model, not a curated record